Molecule: messenger RNA, 771 nt
Organism: Pochonia chlamydosporia 170
Lineage: Eukaryota; Fungi; Ascomycota; Sordariomycetes; Hypocreales; Clavicipitaceae
Product: WSC domain-containing protein
Exons: 1
Coding region: 1-771 (256 amino acids)
Cellular component (GO): plasma membrane
Source: RefSeq, a predicted model, not a curated record
AUGAGGAGAUCUCUGUGCUCACUUACGAGCCUCAUCCUUAUUUCGCAGCUCUGUACGGCGAGUCGUUACCCAGAAAUGCAAUAUGACCCCAACACAACCAAAGAUUGCAUCGAAUGGUACAACAACAACGGCGACAAAAGCUGCUACGAAACCAGAAGAUUCUUCGAACUCACCGCCGAGGAAUUCGCCCAAUGGAAUCCCACAGUCGGCCUAGACUGCAAAACGUGGAUUUGGGCAUCCUACUGUGUCAUGACCCAACAAAAACUGAACAUGAUGAGUUCUGUGCCGAUUUUCCCCAGCAAAACGACACAAAUCAGCAACAGCACAUCAGCUUCAUCGACUCUUGGGCCCUCUCCAACCGCCUGGGGAUAUCUUGGCUGCUACGCUGAUAGUCUGGAGCGCCCAGUCCUGGAGAGAAGGGUUAGUCAGGCUGCUGGUGAUCCGUUCCUUACAGUCUCUUCGUGCGAGGACAGCUGCUACCGGCUUGAUUUUCGAAUAUCUGGUGUCAAGGCGGGGAAUCAGUGUUGGUGCAGUGGUACUGUGUCGGGUCAAUGGACAAAGAAUGAGACUGAGUGCAAUAUGAGUUGCGCUGGGGAUAAUGCCCAGAUUUGCGGUGGCGUGAAUUGCCUCAAUGUUUUUAAAGCAGCCUUUCCUGAAACAAGUACUAGGAUAGAGUCUACUCGCACGGAUGAGGGUAAGGUCGCUCAGACAAGUCAGUCUGAGUCGGGGGCAAGGAGAAAUAUGGCCCUCUUUUGGGGACGGGUUUGGUAA